AUGGCGGAUGAAGCUCCCAAGCUCUUCGAACAGUGCCGCGUCUUCGUUGUAUGCUCUCAGGAGCUUCCUCUGGAGACGGCUGAACAGCUCGCAGCUAUUAUCGAAGAACAUGGUGGCGAUCCAUCGAUCCAUCAGAGCGGCCCAGAGAAAUUUGAUGUCAUUGAAUGUACCCAUAUCGUUUCGAGCACGAUUCAAUUCCCCUCAUACGACUACUUUUCCAACGCUUUGAUCCCGGUUGUCAAGCCCUCCUGGGUCCAUGCCUCCCUCUCCAAGCACAAGCUGGCGAAUCCGCGCCAGCAUAGUCCGGACCCGAGAUUAUUUCUGAACGACGUCGUGGUCACCUGUGGCGACAUCCCCGAGGGGGACAAAGACGCCAUCAUUGGCGGCGUGUUAGCCAAGGGUGGCCUCUACAGCCCUCGAGUUACCGGCAUGGUCACCCAUCUGGUGGACUUGACGGAAAAUUCAGACAAGGCGCGCAUGGUGAAGAUCAAGGGAAUGCGCGUUAAGAUCGUUCUACCCCACUGGUUCGAUGAUUGUCUGAAACUUGGCCAUCGUAUCGACGAACGACCCUACAUGCUCCCCGAUCCCGAGAUACUCCGCGCAGGUCCCGAUGACCCAAUUCGGUGGAGCGAGAACAAAGAUGUGGCUGGCGCCUCGACCCCUGCACCUUCUGCUAUGCCUACUCCUGGAAAGUUAAACCAACCGAGCGUGUUUGAAGGCAAGAGUGUGAUGCUAUCCAAAGACCUAGGCAUCGGAUCGCACCUCCAACAGUCCAUCGAGGCAGUGCUCACCAGAGGUGGUUGCAGUAUGACGCGAAAUGUCGAUGAGGCAGAUUGGGUCGUGUGCCGUUUUCGCGAUGGAUUUGUGUACCGGACAGCUUCGCGGCUCGACAAGGUUGUCGGUAACCUUGCCUGGCUAUACUACCUAAUGACGUUCAACACGUACACCCGCCCUCUCAGCAGACCCUUGCACUACCCGGUCUCCCGUACGCCAAUACCUGGAUUCGCAGGACUGAAAAUCAGUCUAUCGAACUACGUUGGUGAGGCGAGAAUAUACCUUGAGAACUUGAUUGCGGCCUCUGGAGCAGAAUGCACGAAGACAUUGAGGCAGGAAAAUACGCACUUGAUCACUGCUCAUGGUACCAGUGAGAAAUGCAACGCGGCCAAAGAAUGGGGACUGGAGGUUGUCAACCACCUAUGGCUGGAAGACAGCUAUGCCAAAUGGAAGGAACAACCAGUUUCUGAUCCCCGAUAUACUCACUUUCCUUCGCGAACAAACCUGAGCGACGUUGUUGGUCAAAAGAUGCUGGAUCAUGACGUUCUAGAGGAAAACUUUUUUCCAUCUACGGACGCAGAGGCAGAACCCGUCUUCCUGCCGCAAGCCAUGCAGACAAAGGAUCAGAAUGCGAUUGCACGACCUUUGGCCGGUAAAUCAGACCAGGAAGAGGCAAAAGACUCGGAGGCAACACAUGAUACUCCGCAGCCGACUGGGAAGAAACCUCGCAGACCAUCGGAAAACAAAAAACUCCAAACACCUGUGCGAUCGCGUCUCAUACCUGAAAACAAGGAAAACGAGACGCCUUCUUCUACCAGCAGUCGAAAAUCCAAAGAUGCAGCUACAGCUCGCCUUCAUGAUCUAGCUCCAGAUCUUGCUCUUUACGAAAAGGAGAGAAAGCGCGUCGGGGGGGUCAUCUACGGUGGCCGACGCAAGUCCGAUGAAGACCGGGUCGACAUGACCAAAAACCAGAAGAAACGUCGUUCUGCAGAGCCACAGGACGAGAGUGACGACGAGCAGAUGACGGAUGCAAAGCGGCAGAAAAGGACUCGGCCGCCAAUUUCUAUGCAUCUACUAAUUACCGGCUAUCAAAAGUGGGUUGGACACGAAAAAACGGAGGAUGCAGAUAAGCGUCACCUCCGAGAACUGGGCAUCAUGGUCGUCCAAGACGCUCGCAGGUGCACACACCUUGCAGCGCCUGCGAUUCUACGAACUACAAAGUUCGUAAAUGCGCUCGCUUACGCCCCACAGAUUGUCAGUACGGAGUUUAUUACCAGCUGUCUAAAGCAGGAUAAGCUUCUGAAUCCAUCAGAUUUCCCCUUGGUGGACAAAGCGGCCGAGACAAAGUUCCAGUUCUCUCUGGAAACGGCCGUGGGAAAGGCCAAGGCUAACAGGAACAAGCUCCUCAAUGGAUUCCGAGUUUAUUGUGUUGAGGACAUCCGUGGCGGGUUUGACGCUUUCAAAUCGAUCGUCGAGACAAACGGCGGCGAGUGCUUGCUUUUCCGCGGUCGCCUGGCACUCGCAAAGAAUUCUCGUCGCGAGGAAAGCGACGACGAGGAUAGUGAUAUGGAUGGCGAUGAACCGGGUCGCAACGAAGUCUUUCUCUUGAGCAGUGUCGAGCCCAGACACGCUCGGUUAUGGCCUCGCUUCCGGCAGGUGGCGGAAGACAUUAAGAAGACACCUCGAAUUGUCCGCGUGGACUGGCUGUUAGAUAUAGCCAUGUCACAAGAGCUCCGGGCCGCGGGGGACUAUGAGGUCACCGAGGAAAUGGUUGAAGCUGUUGACGAAUGA
This is a messenger RNA of Penicillium argentinense, 2565 nucleotides long. RefSeq lists its product as uncharacterized. Gene Ontology annotation, cellular component: nucleus; Cul8-RING ubiquitin ligase complex. Gene Ontology annotation, biological process: DNA double-strand break attachment to nuclear envelope; double-strand break repair. The coding region runs from base 1 to 2565 and encodes 854 amino acids. Lineage: Eukaryota; Fungi; Ascomycota; Eurotiomycetes; Eurotiales; Aspergillaceae. The transcript is spliced from 4 exons. The record is from RefSeq and is a predicted model, not a curated record.